Molecule: messenger RNA, 3410 nt
Organism: Musa acuminata AAA Group (dessert banana)
Lineage: Eukaryota; Viridiplantae; Streptophyta; Magnoliopsida; Zingiberales; Musaceae
Product: UDP-glycosyltransferase 73D1-like
Exons: 5
Coding region: 1843-3324 (493 amino acids)
Molecular function (GO): UDP-glucosyltransferase activity
Source: RefSeq, a predicted model, not a curated record
ACAUAUUGUGCUUAUUGUUCUAAGCCAAAGCCGCCAAGGGCACACCACUGCCGUUCCUGUAGAAUGUGUGUUUUGGAUAUGGAUCAUCAUUGUCCAUUUAUAGGAAACUGUGUUGGAGCAGCAAAUCACCGAAAUCUAGCAUUAUCUGGCUUUGGUAUUGGGAGUGCUGCAAGUAUAGUGAAGGAGAUAGUUGCUACCUUGGCUAGCUCAGCACUUCUUUUGUCUGCAAGAGGUCUAAUUCUUAUAUAUCUGUCAUUUGCAAGUCUGAGUGUGGAAAUUGGUAUAGUUGUGUUAUUGUGGCAGCAACUCUAUUGGAUUUAUGAAGUUUACAGAGUACUUUUGGGUUCUGGAAAUGCUGGAAAGUCACAAGAUAUAUCGAGCUCCAAGCUUCUAUAGAGGGUACAAAACAAGUGUUAGGCAAUACAAACAUCAGGAAGUUACCGAUUAUUCUGAUCAGAAUCUCGACUAUCAUCUGAUCGCCUUGGUAUGUUAUUUUCCCUCACUCCACGAAACGAAAAACAGGAGAACAAGUGUGAGCCUCCAAUGUCAGAUUCUUGAAUUCAACAGUUUCAGAUGCUGCUAGGUGGGUUUACCAGCCCGCAGAUAUUUGUCAGAGACAAGGACUUUCUUUUUAAACACACGAGGAAAAAAAUUCUCUUUAUGUACAUUUCUUUUUUACAUGUCCACCGACUACAUUACCAGCGGGUACUUGAUUUUGUGAGUGUAAAUUUCUCGUCGACUUUGUGUACAUGAAUAUUUUAUAUACUAGAUUUUCUUUGCACUCUACCUUCACAUAGCAAAUUAUAGGUCAUUGAACUUCGCAUAUAUAAACAAUUUACGAUUGUUUCUCUUAUGUAUCUGAAUGUGUCAUUUAUUUUGAAUAAUAACUGCAUCGUGCAUCUAUUGUGCUUUUAUGUGGAACUAAAAUAACACACCAACUGUGGCACAAAGGUUAGGAUUAUAUUGCCUUUCAGGCUUGUAUCAAGCAUGGGAAAGAAGGCUGUUUCCCUUCAUGAAUGCUUCCAUGGCCUGUGCCUUCCUUUGUGAUUGUUAAAGAGGACAUGCACCAUUACAGCGACAGUCAGUUGCAGAACCCUACCACCGUAUGUUCUUCGGAGGAAUUCUGAGAAGACCAAAAACAGAUCUGAUACUUCAAGAGUUUGUUGUUCUUGAGCAAAAAUGUAAACUUGUCUAGGUAUGUUUCACUCAGCUUAAAACUCAGUUCAGAGUUCUUAAAUACUUUAAAGCGUUGUUGUUAUUUGUUGCACUAGUUGUGUGUUCUCCCCAUGAUGACUCCCUGGUUUGUUGUUCUUGCAUUAAAAAUGUUGACUUGUUUGAAAAGCUUUGGAGGAACACAGAGAUCUUAGUUCACUACUUGUGUGUUUUCCCUGAUGAUCACUCUAUGGUUUGUUGUUCUUUCAUCAAAAUGUUGACUUGUUUGGCCAGCGUUGGAGGAACACACAGAUCUUAUCUCUCUUUGUUGUUCCACUACUUGCUGUUAGUCAUGGAAUAUUGGAUGACUUUUAUUUGGGAUUGAUCUUCAUGCUAUCCGCCACAUAUUAAAGUCAUGGAGCGUCGCUUUCUCUGCACGCAUUCCAUUACCAUUACCAUUACCAUGAUUUCUCUAAAUCUUCUUUUGGCAUCCAUGUCGUCUUCUUUUUCUGGCUCGCUUGUCUUCUUAUCGCAUCUCCAUCGACUCCAUACCUGUAAUUGAAUUCUCUUUGUCAAUAAGUAGAAGAUGGCGUAAUGGCACUCGUCAUCUAAUGUCCUUAUAGGAGUAGCUCUGUGACCGUCUUCUUAACCAAUACUCACUCCUAGUCACCAAUUCACCUUCAAGCGGCCAUGGAGGACAGCGGCUCCGGUCACCGACAGCUCCACUUCGUCCUGCUCCCAUGGCUCGGGACGAGCCACACGAUACCCAUGAUCGACAUCGGCCGCAUGCUGGCCGAGCGUGGUGUGGCCGUCACCGUCGUCAUGACGCCGGCCAACGCCGCCCGGCUGAGUCCAACCAUCUCCCACAUCGCCGACUCCGGCCUCGCGAUCCGCUUCGUCACCCUUCCCUUCCCCUCUGCUGAGGCAGGAUUACCGGAGGGCUGCGAGAGCUUCGACAGCCUCCCCUCCUUUGACAUGGUGCCCAACCUCUACUACGCUUCCAAGCUACUGCGGCACCCCCUGGAGGUUCUGCUCCGUGAUCCGACGGUUGCCCCGAGCUGCAUCGUGUCCGGCAUGUUCUACUCCUGGACUCCGGCGGUCGCUCGGGAGCUCGGCGUUCCAUGCUUCAUCUUCCAUGGCUUCGGCGCCUUUGCGCUCUUUUGCAUGCACAACCUCUACUGUUACAAGCCUCACGAGAGCGUGUCGUCGCCGACCGAGCCCUUCACGAUCCCGGACUUGCCGUUUCCGUUCGAGAUCACGAGGCAGCGGCUCCCAAUCCAAUUCCAGUUGCUGCCUCGGUUCUUGGAGAUGUGCGAGGAGGGCAGAGAGGGUGAACUGGCGAUGGACGGCAUCAUCGUCAACAGCUUCGACGAGUUGGAGCCGGGAUAUGCUGCACGCUUAGCGGUGGCCUCCGGAAAGGAGGUCCGCCCCAUCGGCCCGGUGUCGCUGUUCUGCAGGAGGAGCUCCGACAUGGCCGCGAGGGGCCAGAAGCCGUCCGUGGAAGCAAGCCGAUGCAUGCAGUGGCUGGAUUCGAUGAAGCCACGGUCUGUGGUGUACGUCAGUUUCGGCAGCCUGGCCAGAUUUGCGCCCGCUCAACUGAUGGAACUCGGCCAUGGGCUGCUCGCUUCAAGACGACCCUUCAUCUGGGUCAUCAAUGGCGCGGAAUCGCUGUCAGAGGAAGUGGAGCAGUGGCUGCAAGAGAAGCUUGAGAUCAAGGAGGUCGACUCAAGGUGUCUCUUGAUCCGUGGCUGGGCGCCGCAGGUGAUGAUCCUGUCGCACCCAGCGGUGGGAGGAUUCAUGACGCACAGCGGGUGGAACUCGACGCUGGAGAGCGCAAGCGCGGGCGUGCCGAUGGCGAGCUGGCCGCUGUUCGCCGACCAGUUCAUCAACCAGAAGCUGAUCGUGGACGUGCUCGGGAUCGGAGUCGCGGUCGGCGUGGACACUUCCGUGGAGCUGAAGCAGGCGCCGGAGGAUGGGGCGUCGGUCACGAGGGACGAAGUGGCGGAGGCUAUCGAGAGGUUGAUGGGGGGAGGGGAGGAGGGAGAAGAGAGGAGGAGGAAAGCCAAAGAACUCGCGGAGGAAGCAAGAAAAGCUGUGGCCAAGUGUGGUUCUUCCUACGAUAACUUGACGCUGCUGAUUGAAUCUGUAGCACAGAAAGCGAAGAAGAAUUAAUCCGGAGAUGUAUGCUUUAUUUGAAGGAUUAGAUGAUGAUGAUGACGAAGAGAGUUCUUCUGUGAUUAAUAUCCAAAUCCUUCUUA